Molecule: messenger RNA, 530 nt
Organism: Drosophila mojavensis
Lineage: Eukaryota; Metazoa; Arthropoda; Insecta; Diptera; Drosophilidae
Exons: 1
Coding region: 16-405 (129 amino acids)
Source: RefSeq, a predicted model, not a curated record
UAUUCAAGUUUCAAAAUGGUGCACUUUGACGUGAUGCGCCUCCAGUAUGAGAAGCGCAUAGGGGAGCUGGAGCGGCAGGUGCUGGAAUGCUCGCAGAUGCUGCAACAGCUGAAGGAGGAUACCGUUGUCAUGGACCUGGACGAACAGAAGCCCGUCAGCUACGUGCAGACGGAGACGCAUUUGUGCUGGCAAUUCGACAUGCACGAGUUCCCGUUGCACAACAUAAGGGUUGAGCUGAGGGAUCGACGUGUCAAAUUGCGCGCCUAUCACGAUCUCGGGGAUCAAUACGAAGAGGUCUCUCGCCAGUUCGAGUUGCCCGAACACGCCAACACCGUCCUGAGCGCCAAGCUGGGCAUCACUGGCAUUCUGACCAUACAGGCUCCGAUCAGGAUCCAAGCUGACUAGAAUGCAAGCAGAUUAGUACAACUAUAUACACACAUAUACACCUAUACACAUAUACACAUGGCAUAUGCAUAUAUAGAUUUGGUUGUUUAUUGUACAAUAUUGACCUACAUGUUAAUGGCAGAAGA